ACCAUAGAUACUGCCUUAGUACAUUCACUACACGAUUAUUAAAAGGCGACUGAACACAUUCUCGGGGAUUCUGAUAAUUUGGAAAGCUGUCAGUUAAGGUAGUGUUGGCACUUUUUAAACUAGACUGAACCAGUGGUAAUUACUACAUAUAAUACAGUGCAACAGUCGUCAUCGUCAUCAAGAUGGCACACAAGAAAGAACUAUUAGAGAUUCUAAAGAACGCCGUGGAACAAGGCGAAACAGAUGUUGCCAGAAGCACGAUCCAAAAAGGAGUUGAUGUCAACGAAAUCCCGUGGGGCACAGAGUCGCUGUUGAUGCGAGCAAUACGGUGCAGACAUGCCGAUAUGGCUCAACUUCUCAUAGAUAGUGGCGUGAAUCUCCAGUAUGAAUACUUGAAAUCUACGUCACCAAAAACGGUGGAAACAGCGGCAGACUACUGCAAACAUUACGACAUGCCUGGUAUAUUGAUGCGGAUCCAGACUAAACUCGCCACGUCAUGAAGACUGAGAGGUUCUAGAGCGAUAUUAUAUAUGGGUAUCCGCUUAGUUCCGGUGCGAUGUUUUUGAGAAGAGGAACAAAUCGUAACAAUGAUCAUACUUAUGAAGAAAAAAAAGAGGAUUUUAUUUUAGACAGGAAUAAAUUAUUAUGUACUUAGUACAAGUUCAGUAGAAAGUGAAUUUGUAUAUUUGGCACGGGAUUCAAACGAUUUACUUUUCCCCUCUUGGUGGUGAUUCGGUGCAUAUUCUGGUCCAAUUGGCGCACAUUCAAAUUAUACGGUAUCAUAGUGGAAUUGUUGGAAACCCACAAAAAAGUGGGGUGGCUGGAGAAUGUACAAAAUUCGAGUUCAGGUUAGUUUAUUUUUUACCGAGGUUUUUAUGAACACUUUCCGCUUUUUGGCAUGUUUCCGACAAUUUCAAUCUACUCGAGCGGUUGUUGGUGUUUUUUUAUAUUCAGGAAAGAAACUAUAACAUUCUGAGCAAUUUUUCACAGCAUGUUUUCGAAAACCCAGACAAUGUUUACGUGACGAGUUCUAGACAAGCAAUGUACCAUUAUGGACAAUUCGGGACAACAAAUUAGCAACAGGACAAUAUAUAAUGAGUUAAAAUACAAAUUCAUGUCAUAGAUAGAAUAAUUUCUACUUAUAGACUAUAGACGGCGCCAUACAAUUAGGAAUUGAUAUAUGAAUAAUUAGCGUGCCUGUCUACACAAACCAAUCACUUUCGACGACAGCCAUGUUAACUCCUGAUUAGUUGAGCAGCUCAGCCAUGUUAUCUACCAUAUCUAUUUCAUAUAUAUUUUACAAUAAAACAUAUACUACGCUAA
Molecule: messenger RNA, 1323 nt
Organism: Saccoglossus kowalevskii
Lineage: Eukaryota; Metazoa; Hemichordata; Enteropneusta; Harrimaniidae
Molecular function (GO): protein binding
Source: RefSeq, a predicted model, not a curated record